Schistocerca gregaria is the source of this 631-nucleotide messenger RNA. Its product is annotated as major centromere autoantigen B-like. The transcript is spliced from 2 exons. NCBI's taxonomy places the organism in Eukaryota, Metazoa, Arthropoda, Insecta, Orthoptera, Acrididae. The record is from RefSeq and is a predicted model, not a curated record. Bases 50 to 556 code for a protein of 168 amino acids.
GAAACUGGUAAUCCAGUUAGACACGACUAACAAGGUACCACUACUUAACAUGGCAGCUCUUGGACCAUCCUACUUCAGCCUGACACCUGAAGAGGGCAUCCGGGAUUGUGAAUACUUCUUCCCCCCAAAGGAAGAAACAUUUGAGGAAGAAGAAGAGGGUGAGGAGGAGGAGGAAGGGGAAAGGGAGGAAGAAGAGGAAGAUGAAGAGGCAUUCCUGGCAGCUGAGGAGGCUAAACUGAGGGGAGAAGAACCAAUUCCAGAAGAAGGAGAAGAAGAAGCCAAGGAAGGAGAAGAGGAAGGUGCAGAGGAGGGCGCAGCCACAGACGAAGGCACGGCUGCAGAAGACGGUGCAGCAGCUGCACCAGAGGAAGGUGGAGUGCUGGCUGCAGAGGUGCCUGCAGGAAUGGAGCAGGAGGCAGCCCCAGCCCCUGCCCCUGCCGCAGACACGGCUCCGGCAACAGAACCGAGCUCCGAGGCAGGAGAUGGUCCGGAGGCGGCAGCUGCCACUCCACAGGAGGAGGACCAAAAGGCUGAAGGAGAGGCACCGCCAGCCUAGCUUCUCUGUUUGUCUGUGCUGGCUAUUGUUACAUGUGAUCUGUCAGUAUAAUAGAAAAUAAACUGUUUGACAGUA